Messenger RNA from Cynara cardunculus var. scolymus (artichoke), 2158 nucleotides. RefSeq names its product alpha-L-arabinofuranosidase 1-like. The record is from RefSeq and is a predicted model, not a curated record. Gene Ontology annotation, biological process: L-arabinose metabolic process. The transcript has 17 exons. Gene Ontology annotation, molecular function: alpha-L-arabinofuranosidase activity. Bases 1 to 2025 code for a protein of 674 amino acids. Lineage: Eukaryota; Viridiplantae; Streptophyta; Magnoliopsida; Asterales; Asteraceae.
AUGGUUUCAAGCAGUGAUCCAGCUCAAGCUCUCAUACUCGGGCUUCUUCUUGUACUUUCUGCUUUCAUUCAAUGUUGUUCGAGUUUGCGGGAUAUAAAUGCAUUGCUGCUUGUAAACGCUUCUCAAGGAGCCACAACGAAGAUGCCACAAAAUCUAUUUGGUGUUUCGUUUGAGGAGAUCAACCAUGCUGGUGCAGGUGGAUUGUGGGGUGAGUUGGUAAGCAACAGAGGUUUUGAAUCUGGUGGACAACAUUCUCCUUCCAUUAUUGAUCCUUGGUCAAUCAUCGGGGAUUACUCGUUGAUAAGAGUCUCAACAGACCUUUCUUCAUGCUUCAAGAGAAACCCUGUUGCACUUCGGAUGGAGGUGGUUUGCGACAGCGAUGGGGUUAACGCUUGUCCAGUUGGAGGGGUUGGUGUAUAUAAUCCUGGAUACUGGGGAAUGAAUAUUGAAAGAGGGAAGAGUUACAAGCUGGUUAUGUAUAUUCGUUCAUUAAGCUCAAUAAAUAUGACAGUGUCAUUGACUGGAAUGCAAACAUUGGCUACUACAGACAUUAUAGCUACUGAUGUUUCAAACUGGAAGAAGAUGGAGGUCAUAUUGGAAGCAAAAGCAACAGAUCAUAAUUCAAGACUGGAGUUGAAAAGCAGCAGAAAAGGAGUCAUAUGGUUUGAUCAAGUGUCUCUGGUACCUAUGGAUACAUAUGAGGGGCAUGGUUACAGAAAUGAUCUAUUUAAGAUGGUUGCAGAUUUGAAGCCAGGGUAUAUCAGGUUUCCAGGUGGUAGUUUUGUUACUGGAAAUUUUUUGAGAAAUGCAUAUCGUUGGAAGGAUACUGUUGGACCGUGGGAGGAGAGACCAGGACAUUUUGGUGAUGUAUGGUCUUACUGGACCGAUGACGGACUUGGGCACUUUGAACUGCUCCAGCUAGCAGAGGACUUAGAUGCAUCACCAAUAUGGGUAUUGAACAGUGGAUUCAGCCAAGAAGAGGCGGUCGAUCCCUCCAACAUUACACCUUUUGUGCAGGACGCCCUUGACGGUAUUGAGUUUGCUAGAGGUGAUCCAAAUUCGACAUGGGGGUCUGUUCGAGCUGAUAUGGGGCAUGCAGAACCAUUUAACUUGAAACAUAUUGCUAUCGGAAACCAGGAUUGCGGGAGGGGUAAUUACCGCGCAAAUUACCUCAAGUUCUAUGUUGCUAUAAAAAAAGCUUAUCCAGAUAUCAAACUAAUCUCUAACUGUGAUGGAUCAAACACACAAUUGGACCACCCGGCAGAGAUGUAUGAUUAUCACGUUUACGAAAACGCCAACACUAUGUUUUCUAUGGCUCAUAAAUUCGAUCAUACAUCACGUAUUGGUCCCAAGGCUUUUGUAAGUGAGUAUGCUGUGACCGGAAAAGAUGCAGGUUCGGGAAGUCUUUUAGCAGCACUAGCCGAAGCUGGAUUUCUGAUUGGCAUAGAGAAGAAUAGCGAUGUUGUGGAUAUGGCUAGCAAUGCUCCUUUGUUUGUGAAUGCCAACGACAAGAGGUGGAUGCCCGACGCAAUAGUGUUUGAUUCGUAUCGGAGUUAUGGAACACCAAGUUAUUGGAUGCAACGCUUUUUCUCCGUGUCAAAUGGUGCAACUCUUCUUGUUUCAACACUACAAUCCAAUUCAUCUAAUUCACUUAUGGCAUCGGCUAUUCGGUUCCAGAACCCAUUGGAUAACAACAAUUAUUUGAGAGUAAAGGUUGUAAACUAUGGGAGUAACAAAGUGAAUGUAGAGAUAGCUAUUGAAGGGUUGGAUCCUGACUUGAUAGACUAUUCAGAGUCAUCACAGACUCUGCUCUCCUCUACUAAUGUAAUGGAUGAGAAUUCCUUCCAAAAUCCAACCAAGGUUUCACCGGUUCAAACCUCAGUCAAGAAAAGCGGGAAGGAUAUAAGUGCCACACUUCCUCCAAAAUCUUUUUCUUGUUUCGAUUUGUUAUUAUUACCAGAUUUUCUCGCACAAAUUCAUUCAACAACUGAUAUGUCUUGGUUUGAUUUGUUAACAACCAAAUGAGCCUUAGAGGGCCCUCGUUUGGUUCGCCGGAAGAACAUAAAGAAAUUCCAUAGCAUAUAGAAAUUGGAAUGAUCAAUUUCAUUUAUCAAAUAUUGUUUAGCUUUUAUGUUUAUAUAUGAAAUGAAAUUGAAUU